Exserohilum turcica Et28A is the source of this 609-nucleotide messenger RNA. RefSeq lists its product as uncharacterized. The transcript has a single exon. NCBI's taxonomy places the organism in Eukaryota, Fungi, Ascomycota, Dothideomycetes, Pleosporales, Pleosporaceae. Bases 1 to 609 code for a protein of 202 amino acids. The record is from RefSeq and is a predicted model, not a curated record.
AUGGAGGUACUGGAGUUUUGGAAGAGUCCAGAAUACGCAGCGCGUCUCAAGGCAAAGUGCGAGAGUGUGUGUUCCGAAACCGAAAACCGGAAGAACAUUUCUGACAACAAUGUGUUCCUGCCUCUGCCCUCCACAACAGUCUCGGAACCAAAGAUACAUAUCCAACAGGCGAAAACAAAGGUCAAGAAGCGGGGAGAGCCGCAACUUCGUGAUCAGACAACACCAGAGCACCCCACCGAGAUAAAGUGCGCAUCCGAUCCAAUCCGAGUAUCAAAGGGCAAACUUUCUGUUUUCCGAAGGAUGUUCCCGGAAGCAGUCGAGGAACGAAGUGCUGAAGUGGAGUGGAGCACGUUUGUUCUUAGCAUGAAUGACGCCGGCUUUUCUUCCAAGAAUAGCGGAGGUUCCAUGGUCACCUUUGAGAGCAAAUCAGGUCUGGGAAGCAUCAUUUUCCAUCGUCCACAUCCAUCUUCGAAACUAGAUUCAAUCAUGCUUCAGUCCAUGGGCCGGCGUAUGAACAAGUGGUUUGGUUGGAACCGGGAGACCUUUGCAUUGAUUGGUAAGGAUAUCGAGGCUGGAGUGGCAUUGGAGGGCGCUUCAGUCGAGGCUUGA